Molecule: messenger RNA, 988 nt
Organism: Momordica charantia (bitter melon)
Lineage: Eukaryota; Viridiplantae; Streptophyta; Magnoliopsida; Cucurbitales; Cucurbitaceae
Source: RefSeq, a predicted model, not a curated record
UAUGUUGCAGUUUGCACUUUGCUCCAAGCUCAAGUUCUUCGCCAUGGAUGAAAAUCCAGUUAAUUCCUCUCCGAAGAAGUAGCUGGUCGGAUUCUUGUUCGAGCUCGAAAGCAUCGACGAACGAAAGUAGUUGCUCUUCGGUGAGGAUUGGAGAGUAGGAUUCGACGUAUCGUUUUCGAAGAAAUAUCAGACUGUGUUUGAUAUUCGGCGGCAUAGAUUUCUUCCAUGCUAUCGAUCCAAUUUGGUAUCAGUUUCAGCAGCAAGGUGUUUGUGAUAAUGCCUCAUCGAGAUUUACCUAAGAAUCCGAAAGAAAGGGAGAAUGUGAUUUCUGUAGGAGGAAUCAUGGCUUGGAAUGCGUUUGACAAUGUGACUGCCACAACGAAGACGCCCGAAGCUCUAAUGGCGGAGAUCAAUGCUGCAAUUUCAAAAAUCGAAUACGCUCGAACCACCGCUUGCUUGGAAUCCGCAACUCCUCCCGCUUCACAGGAUGGGGGCUCUGGUGCGAGUUUGAUGCCUCAGUAUGAUGCUCGAAUGGCGGAUGAAGCGUACAAGGCAGGUUGUGCUGCAUUGGCUGUUGGUAAGCUUGAUGAUGCUCUUCAUUCGUUGAAUGUUUCACUCUCCAAAUGCCCGCCUGAGAAGACCUCUGCUGUUGCUAAGCUUCUGUCUCUCAUCACUCUUACGUCUCAGCAACUCCAUAGAUCUUCCAAUUGCUCUGAAAUUUCAGAAGAUUAAACUCCUUUUUUGCUGUGGAAGGUAAAGAUUUCCUGGUUUCAAUAUGUUCUCCUCCCUCUAGUUGUUCUCAAUUUUUCUUCCGAGGAUAGAAUCUCUCCCAUUGUUCUUCAGUCAUGUUUGUGUCUGUGAAUACCGAUUUUUUUUUUUUUCAUGGCCCCGUUAUGAUUUUUAAAGCUUUAAUUCACUAACAGUUUUUUAGUCUUAAAUAAUUGUUGUAGAUCAUUAUAUUUUGAGAUUGAAAUAGGUGACUUAUCUA